GUCAUACAUAGCCAGAGAAAGAAAAAUAAAAGGGAAGAAAGAAAAAGAAGAAAUAAGAAGAAAACAUAGAGGAAACGAAGGAAAACGGAAGAAGGUUAAUUCUAGUUUGAGAGGGGAAGUGUGAACAAGACGGUGCGUUUUGGCGAUCAUCUUGAAUAAUCGGCAACUUCUCUCCUCGGUCGCCGCAGAUCUGAGACUCUCCGUUCACCCCUCUCUCUCUCUCUCUCUCUCUCUCUCUCUGCGUUUGCGAUUCUACUCCUUCCCACCGCAUUCACCAAUUUUUGUUUCCGGGAUCAGAAUUGUCAAUUUCACAACCGCAAGCUAAAAAAUGGUGCUGAUUUCGGUCGUUCGGGAUUACAUCAACAAGAUGUUGCAGGACAUCUCCGGCAUGAAGGUUCUCAUCCUUGAUUCUCAGACGGUCAGUGUUGUCAGUGUGGUGUACUCACAGUCGGAGCUUCUUCAGAAAGAAGUCUUUUUGGUUGAAUUGGUAGAUGCUGUAUCAAAGUCGAGUGAAUCCAUGUAUCAUCUUAAAGCGGUUUGCUUUCUCAGGCCCACGUCAGAGAAUAUACAGCUUUUGCGUCGCCAGCUGGCUAAUCCUAGAUUUGGGGAGUAUCACCUUUUUUUCUCCAACAUUUUGAAGGAAACUCAGAUUCAUAUUCUAGCUGAUUCAGAUGAGCAGGAUGUUGUUCAGCAAGUUGUGGAGUUUUAUGGGGAUUUUGUGGCCAUUGAUCCUUAUCAUUUCACUUUAAAUAUGCCAUCAAACCAUAUAUACAUGAUUCCAGCAGUUGUUGAUCCUCCUAGUUUGCAACAUUUCUGUGACCGAGUCGUAGAUGGCAUUGCAGCACUUUUCUUGGCCUUAAAACAGAGACCUGUUAUUCGGUACCAAAGGACUUCUGAUGUUGCCAAGCGGAUAGCGCAGGAAGCAUCGAAACUUAUGUAUCAGCAAGAAAGUGGUCUGUUUGAUUUUCGAAGAAUGGAAGUUUCCCCUUUGUUGCUGGUAAUUGAUAGGAGGGAUGACCCACUGACUCCCCUGCUCAAUCAAUGGACUUAUCAGGCAAUGGUUCAUGAAUUGAUAGGUAUUCAAGACAAUAAAGUGGACUUGAAAAGCAUUGCAAAAUCUUCAAAGGAUCAACAGGAGGUUGUGCUAUCAUCAGAGCAAGAUUCGUUUUAUAAAGCUAACAUGUACGAGAAUUUUGGAGAUAUUGGAAUGAAUAUAAAGAAGUUGGUGGAUGAUUUUCAGCAAAUUGCCAAAAGUAACCAGAACAUACAGACAAUAGAGGACAUGGCCAAGUUUGUUGACAAUUAUCCAGAGUACAGAAAAAUGCACGGUAAUGUUUCAAAACAUGUGACGUUGGUGACAGAGAUGAGUAAAAUAGUUGAGGAGCGGAAGCUUAUGUUAGUUUCACAGACAGAACAGGAAUUGGCUUGCAACGGUGGGCAAGUGGCUGCUUUUGAGGCUGUAACAAAUCUUUUGAACAAUGAGAGUAUUUCUGAUAUAGACCGUCUGCGGCUUGUUAUGUUGUAUGCCUUACGGUAUGAGAAGGAGAGCCCUGUCCAACUGAUGCAGCUUUUCAAUAAAUUGGCUUCUCGUUCUGCCAAAUAUAAAACAGGGCUUGUCCAGUUUCUUUUAAAACAAGCUGGUGUUGAUAAGCGAACGGGUGAUCUUUAUGGAAAUCGAGAUCUUUUGAAUAUUGCUCGUAACAUGGCUCGUGGAUUAAAGGGGGUUGAAAACGUAUACACUCAGCAUCAACCUCUUUUGGUCCAGACCAUGGAAAGUAUAAUCAAGGGACGAUUGAGAGAUGUGGACUACCCGUUUGUUGGGAAUCACUUUCAGCAAGGAAGGCCACAAGAAGUCAUCAUAUUCAUUGUAGGUGGGACGACAUAUGAGGAGUCACGUGCUGUAGCUUUACAAAAUGCAACUACUUCUGGAAUACGUUUUAUACUGGGUGGUUCUGUGGUUCUAAAUUCUAGGCGGUUUCUAAAGGACUUGGAAGAAGGUCAGCGGAUAUCUCGUUCGAGCGCCCCAAUGAUUUGAAGCUCAACAGCCUGCUAAAUAACAAUUUGUAUUUAAUGGGAGAUUUUCAUUUGGUUACUACCCAGCCACUUACAUGAUUGCAGAGGAUAGAAGAGAGAAGGAAGAAGGGAGAUGGAUUGUCCUCCAUUGUGUGCUUUUACUAAUAGAAUCUCGAGGGACUGGCCUCGAUCUCUCAUAUGUCAUUGUUUAUUACCAAUUUGCUCAGGUGUUCCAGCAAUCAUGUGGGAACAAAUCUGAAUAUCCCAUUUGUCACGUAUAGGAAAAGCUCUCAUUCUUUUUGUAUAUUUAGAAACAUGAAAGUCUUGGAGAUGUAGUACAUUACUUAAGAGUUAUUCGAUAUACAAAGCCAACGUACUGUUCCACA
Molecule: messenger RNA, 2399 nt
Organism: Cucumis melo (muskmelon)
Lineage: Eukaryota; Viridiplantae; Streptophyta; Magnoliopsida; Cucurbitales; Cucurbitaceae
Product: vacuolar protein sorting-associated protein 45 homolog
Exons: 13
Coding region: 329-2035 (568 amino acids)
Biological process (GO): vesicle-mediated transport; intracellular protein transport
Cellular component (GO): Golgi membrane
Source: RefSeq, a predicted model, not a curated record